This is a messenger RNA of Funneliformis geosporum, 2088 nucleotides long. NCBI's taxonomy places the organism in Eukaryota, Fungi, Glomeromycota, Glomeromycetes, Glomerales, Glomeraceae. The record is from the annotation of a GenBank genome assembly.
AUGCCUAACAAUCCAAUAGCUACCAUAACGUUUGACUCUGCAUUAUUUUCUGGUAAUUUCGCUCUUUACGAUGAUUUACACGGAAGUGGGACGCAAAUAACAGGAUUUUUUAAAAAAGGAUUGGGAAAGCAUAGAUGGUUACCGCCAAAUUAUUCAUAUAAAUUCGUAGCAUAUAUGAAAUCCACGUGUGAAAAUUUAACGGAUAAUGUAUAUUUUCAAACAGAUGUAACUUUUAACUUUUUACCAAGAAAAAAAGGGUUCAUUAACGAACAGGGUGGUAUGGAAAGAGUGAUCAAGACCACCAUGUUUUCAUGGUAUUGGGGUCCUAGCGUAAAUGUUGCCAUCGUUGCUUUUGAAAACAAAGCAUCAAAUGUUAAGCGUAGAGAAGAUUGGGAAGAAAUCUCGAAUUUUAAACAUGAAGUUGUUGAUGCACUUGAAGAACCCGAAGAAUCGUUAGAGAUCUCAUCACAAUACAAUAUUAUGCAAAGACUUCCAUCGAAUUGUCUUGAAGAAAUAUUUGAAUCAAUGGAUAACGAUAGGAAUUCGCUAUUCUCAUGUGCUCUUGUAAAUCGACGUUGGUGUAGAGCGUCAAUGCCGAUAUUAUGGCGACGUCCAUUCGAACAUGGUUAUCCAAAGAAAUUUGGAAGGAAACUGAUCAAGAUCUACGUUGAAUUUUUAACGAGGGAAGAGAAAGAAUUAUUAAAAACUCAAGAAAUUCGAAUAUCAUCAAAUGUUGUUGUAAAUGGGGAAUUGUUAUUUGAAUAUCCAAAAUAUAUUCAAUAUUUUGACAUGAAAAAUUUUAUCUACGCGAUCAAAUUGUGCAUACCCAGUAAAAAUAAAUUUGAACAAAAUGUACACUUGGUAGCGAGAAUGUUGGGAAAUUUAUUUUGCAGGCAUUCAAAUGGAUUUAGAUCGAUCAAUUAUCAAAGCAAUAACGAUAUCAAAUUCACGGAUGUCACAUCAUAUGAUGGAAUUCAAUCCUUAUUAUACAAGUUAAAAGAAUUUAAUUACAAGGGUUUUAACGUUGCUGAUAAUUAUUAUUCCUCGAAUUGGAUCAAUUUAUUUAAUAAGCUGGCAGAAUACGCUCACAACAUUCAACAUUUAUCGAUUCAUAUUUAUAAAAAUAAUAAGCAAGAAUAUUCCGGUGUGGAUGAUGCGAUCAUUGAAUUGAUCAGGUCGCAAAGAGGGUUGAAAAGUUUAUCAUUAACUAAUUUUUGGAGCAAUUCCUCGAUCCUUUACUCCAUCAUACGAUUACAUGCGAACACUUUAACAUGUUUAAAAUUGGAAGGAUUAUCCGACAUCUCUUUGUUGAUUCAAUUAUUAAUUUCUUGUCAUAAUUUGGAUAGUUUGGAAUUAACUCAAACCAUGAGGGGAGAAUAUCAUGAACAUGAGAUCGUUCACUCUAAUUUACCCAAUUUUCUAGAUCUUAAAAUCAAGAAAUUUAUCUUCAAUUUUAAUUUAAAUGAGAAUUUAUUGAUUUACUUUCUUAAAUCAAUGAAUAGAAAUUUAAAAACCUUCUCUUCAACUUUAUUCUUAACGAAUUCUUCUAUUAUCAUGACAUUAAAAAAUUAUAAUAUAAAUAUUACUCGUUUAUCUUUAAGAAUUUCAGAAUCAUUAUCAGAUUAUUAUGAGAAUUUAUUGAAAAAAUUACCUCUUACUUAUUUAUUCUUGGACAUGCCAAAGUAUCAAAAAUUAUCCUUUAUUCACAUUAGACAAUUAGCAAGAUCAUUUCCUCAUAGCUUACUUGAGCUGGAUUUGAACUUUGAUAUAACUUCCAAAGAAUUCGAAUUAUUACUCGAUAAAUCUAACGCAAAUUUAGUUUCCAUAACACUUCGCAAUUCAUUUGAAAAUCGUAAAGAAUAUCUGGAAAUUAUGGUGAACUAUGCCAUUAAAGAAAUUGGAUCUCUUAGGGAAAUAAGGUUUCUAAAAGAUCGAAAUCGAGUAAAUUUUGAAAGCUUUUUGGCUGAUGAGUUAAGGGAUGUUGUUGAGAAUUAUUGUCAAGUUGACACUAAGAACGUUUUAAAAGAUUUAAGAAUUGGUGAAAUUAGACCUUAUAUUCAUAAUUUUAAUUCUUUCAAUCUUACAUAG